UCGUCAGGCAGCAGCUCUACCACAGCCUGUCAACCCGUUCCUACAGCCUCUCAAGCUGUUCCUGAAGUCUCUCGUCUCCAGUAUACACCAUGCGGUGGUAUCUACUACAACACCUUCUCGGGGCCUCUACUAACACUGCCGCUGCUGCUGUCAGUCGACUCGAUAAUACCACGUGUCUUCUGCUCAGGCAUCAAAAGUACUGCACUUCAGGCAACCAGUUUGACUAUGAUGCUGCUACGUCCAAGUACAGGAAACUCCUGAAGCCUCGCGAGCAUUUCAACUUCGCCAAAGAUGUUGUUGGUCACUGGGCUAGUGUUAAACCAAACCACCCAGCUGUAUACCUGACAGACGGGAGCAAGCAGACUGUGGUGAGCUACAGUGAGCUGUACCAGGAGGCACAGGCACUAGCCACGGCCCUCAGUGACCCUGUAGCACCUAGAUGUGCUUUAGUUAUCCUGCCCAAAGUGCCCGAGUGGUGGGUCCUCAAUGUUGCCCUGUCUUGGUGUGGAACGAUUUUCUCAGCCGGAACGACAUUAUUAACGCCAGGGGAUAUAAGACACCGCCUUGUCGAGAGUAAGGCAGACUGUUUGGUGUGUGAUGCCGCCAUGGCUGCUGCCCUUCAUACUCUCACCCAGUCUCUACCUCGCAGAAUAGUCGUUACAGACAACAACCAACAUGUUGGAGAAGGUUGGAUAUCAUACCAAGAUGUACUGAAGCUUAGUAAUGGGAAAGCAGUGAAACCUUGUGUGUUGACUAAAGGGGAUACAAUAGCUCAGCUCUUCUUCACGUCUGGCACUACAGGCAAGCCAAAGAUGGUGCCUCACACUCAGGCCAAUUAUGGUAUUGGUCACAUCGUAACUGCCAGAUAUUGGCUUGACCUCACAGAAGAGGACAUGUUGUGGAAUAUUUCCGACACAGGCUGGGCUAAAACUGCAUGGAGCAGCCUCUACGUCCCUCUUAUGACCGGAGCCACGGCAUUUGUUCAUCAGAUGCCUCGAUUUGAUGGUGCAGAAGUAUUGAGGACCCUGAGUGAGCACCCAGUGACAGUACUGUGUGCACCACCCACAGUGUACAGGGCACUGCUGCAGUAUGACUUGUCUCAACACACUUUUCCUGCCUUGAGACACUGUGUGAGUGCCGGUGAACCACUCAACCCUCAAGCUAUGCAGCUGUGGACACAAUAUACAGGUCUUCCAAUAUAUGAGGGAUAUGGGCAGACUGAAACAACACUUUUGACUUGUAUAUCAAAAGGAAUGCAACUUCGACCAGGAUCCAUGGGAAAAGCUGCACCUGGCUAUACAAUAAAAGUGAUUGAUGACAAGCAGCAGGAGCUGCGACCACACCAGGAGGGUUACCUCGCGGUCUCUCUUAAGGAAGGUCACCCCGUGGGACUCUUUAAAGGGUAUUUGUCUGAUGAGAGAAAAACUUCAGAGGCGUUCGUGGGUGACUACUACGUUACAGGUGACAGAGGUUACUACGAUGAUGACGACUACUUCUGGUUUGUUGGACGAGCUGAUGACAUUAUUUUAUCUGCUGGCUAUCGCAUUGGACCAUUCGAGGUAGAAUCUGCGUUGCUGGAGCAUCCUGCUGUGGCGGAGUCAGCAGUGGUGUCGUCCCCUGACCCUCUGAGGAGUGAGGUAGUGAAGGCCUUUGUUGUCCUCGCUGAUGAUUAUAAAGACUGUGAUCCCCAGACCCUGGUAGUGCAGCUUCAGAACCACGUCAAGACCACCACAGCGCCAUACAAGUACCCUAGAAAGAUUGAGUUUGUGGAGUCUCUACCAAAGACAGUGAGUGGUAAGAUACGCCGGGUGCAACUGAGACAACAGGAGUGGCAAACACACCACACUUCUAAAGUCUGAGAGUGGUAUAUUACAAACCAUUUUGGAAAAAUACCCUGACUUUGCCCACUGUAAAUAAUGCAUAAACACACUUUUUUGCGUGUGUGUGCAACCUAAUUCAUGUCUGCAUAAAUAAGUCAUUGAAAUUGUGACCAGAUAUAAACAUGUAAAUAGUUCGUUACCACUGUAACUUGUUCAAUUAUCAAAAUUUUGCGGCCCAGUUCCUGGACACGUCAUGUGUUUCUGUAACCUUUUGAUUACCGCCUACAGGAUGGGUAUGGGGAGCAUAAUACUUAUUAAACAACAACCAUUCUAAUCUGAACCAUGUAGUACUUUUACAUGGUGACUGCAUAAAGUACAUACACUGUAUAUUUGUAGCAUAAGGGCAUUUAUAUAGGCACUGCAGUAGGCGUAAUGGCUAGUCCUGCUCAACGUUCAACAGUUUCCACUCAUAUGAAGUAUUUAUCUAAUCUGUUGUCAAGGUUGUCUAAGGUGUUAACUCAGUGACGCGACGCUAUUUGGUAGGUGUUCUACUCAUCAACAACUCUUCUGAGGCUAAAUGACCCCCACAUAUAUUUAGCAUUUUUCAGUAUACUACUACUACCACUACUAAUAAUAAACAGUAACUCAAUUACCAAAGCUAGUACUUUUCUAAAUCCUUUCUAAAUCUGAAUUUGUUGACUUUGACUCCCAAGACAAUGUAGCAGCCAGCUUACAUUUAUAACAGGUGAUGAAAAAUAUGUGAUACGCCUUGAGAACUCUCAGAAACCAUCAUCUCAGAAAGUCUUCAAGCCACCAUUGCAUCAAGAACUGUUAACCUUAAUUUUUAAAACUCUGCAAGAUGGAGGUUUCUUUAUAACAUUAACACUCGAUGUCUUAAAACAUUGUAAGAGGAGCGAUGUUGUUAGCAUUAUGAAGUAACUGAACACUUGUCAGUGGAAAUGGAGACAGCCACCUGGAAACGUAAAUUAAAACAGAAAUAGAGGCGGUAUAUUUCGACCUCUAAGCCCCUCAAGGAAGGUUCAUUGAUGCUGGUGAGGGGCUCUUGAUCUAGAGAAUUUGAUCUGUGCUGCAGUUCCCUGAAUUAAACCUGAAUACCUUUUACAUCCCAUCCACAGGCGCUGUAUA
This is a messenger RNA of Cherax quadricarinatus, 2966 nucleotides long. RefSeq names its product acyl-coenzyme A synthetase ACSM3, mitochondrial. NCBI's taxonomy places the organism in Eukaryota, Metazoa, Arthropoda, Malacostraca, Decapoda, Parastacidae. Gene Ontology annotation, cellular component: mitochondrial matrix. Gene Ontology annotation, molecular function: fatty-acyl-CoA synthase activity; fatty acid ligase activity. The record is from RefSeq and is a predicted model, not a curated record. Gene Ontology annotation, biological process: fatty acid biosynthetic process; acyl-CoA metabolic process.